Molecule: messenger RNA, 805 nt
Organism: Paramuricea clavata
Lineage: Eukaryota; Metazoa; Cnidaria; Anthozoa; Malacalcyonacea; Plexauridae
Source: the annotation of a GenBank genome assembly
AUGGCAUAUCCAGAACCUAAUAGCCGUUACGUCCUACACACGGACGCUUCUGAAAGUGGGUUGGGUGCGGUACUGUACCAAGAACAAAACCGAAAACUACGUGUCAUCCCUUACGGUUCUCGGACAUUAACAGCGGCAGAAAAGAACUACCACCUUCACUCCGGCAAACUGGAAUUCCUAGCUAUGAAAUGGGCAAUUUGCGAACAGUUUCGGGAUUAUCUCUACUACGCGCCAAGUUUUGUUGUGUUUACGAAUAACAACCCUUUGACCUACGUCUUAUCGACCGCCAAACUUGAGUUACUAUCGCAACGACUUGAUUUUCCGUAGCAGUUCACCCAGGACCAACAAGAACUACCCACAGUACGUCUCUGAAUGGCGGAAAGCGAUGCAAGAAGCAUGCCAAGUCGCGAGACAGAAAUCGACACAGAGCGGUAUGAAAGCCAAGAAAUACUACGAUCAUUUGGUACGUAGUUCGGUGCUCCAGCCCGGCGAUCGAGUGUUGGUGCGAAAUUUAAGUGAGCGAGGUGGUCCAGGAAAGCUCAGAUCGUUUUGGGAAAACGAUAUUCACGUCGUUGUUCGAAGAAAGGGACCAGACAGCCCCGUUUAUGAAGUUAAAGCAGAAACCAAUGGUACGAAGAUAAGAGUGUUGCACAGAAACCUGCUGCUUCCUUGCAACUAUCUACCUGUUGAAGAACCCUUAACCGACCCAGCAUGGACAGUGUCUCGGCGACAGCUACAUAAAAGACAAAACCAAAGCCUAACGAAUCCAGCCGCAAGCAAAUCGAAAAAUGUGAACAUCCACUGA